Messenger RNA from Prorocentrum cordatum, 777 nucleotides. NCBI's taxonomy places the organism in Eukaryota, Dinophyceae, Prorocentrales, Prorocentraceae. The record is from the annotation of a GenBank genome assembly.
AUGCAGACAGUGGCGCGUUCUCUUAAGACAUGGAAGACGCCCCAAAUCAUUGGCAUCGUAGACUGGAAGCUUGGCGCACUGUGCUGGGUUCUGCGCAUAUGCGUGGUCUUCUACGUGAUCUACAGGCUCUUGAGCGACGUGAACGGUAUGAGAAACGUAGAGAUCCCGUCUGGGUAUCCCACCUUCUGGUUCGAGUCAGGGGGACUGCGGGCGGAGCAGAACUUCACCACUGCGCCCCAGUAUUGUAGUAACUCCGAUUACGAUUACCACUAUCAGGAAGGCGGUCCCGCGAAGUACUGGAACGACUUGGACAUCGGCUGCAUCAACGUUAACUAUGGCGAUAUAGUCCAGGUCUCCAUGUCAUCUGCGUUUGCCAUAAGCUACAUGAAGACGUUGCACACGAAGAGCUUUCCCUGUGACCCCUCGAGCGCUGGUUCGCCCUGCAGCAUGGUUUCUGUAUCCGGUAGCCGUACGGCUGAAGACGGGUGGAUCUACGAUGCGCACGGAGGAAAUGCGACGUGCACUUGUAGCAAGCAGCAGGACAACUUCGUCGUAGGCUUGGAAGAGAUGGAGUUGCACGUGCAGCACGCCUUCAUGGGCACAGACAUCAGCGGCAAGUCCAUCGCCACGAGCAGCAGCGAAGACGUGAGGACGAUCCAGACAUGCUUGAGAGAUCCCGCGGAGAAGGACACGGCAGAGUGCAACGAUCCCAACUACGGCGUGCCAGAAGAACACCUGGGCAAGUGUUGCUGGAAAACGGGGGCAUGCCUGGCCUAA